AUGAACAAAUCUGAAGCAAUCUCGGUGAGCCUUGAUGAACUAUUAGAUGAAAAUAUAAAUGUGGACAUCUUAUGUUUUACUGAACAUUUUAUCACGGCAGGUUAUGAAUCCCUCCCAAGUAUUCCAAAUUAUCAACUAGCAGCAUGUUUUGCUCGAAAGGAAAGUAAGAGAGGAGGAUCAUGCAUACUCGUCAAAAACGGCCACCGUUUUAAGGAAUUAAAUCAAAUUGCAAAAAUAUCUGUGACUGGCGUGUUUGAACGCUGCGCAAUUGAACUGAUUGACUAUAAGAUAGUUUUAGCAUGUGUAUACAGGGUACCUAAACUUAGUAAUUUUAAUUUAUGUAUAGAGAAAAUACAAAUAAUAUUGCGAACGCUAAGUAAGAAUCGUUAUGAUAAUAUUGUAGUAGCGGGUGAUUUUAACGUAGAUUUAUUGAAGCGAAAUGUACACACUUUAGAUUUUGAAUGUGUAUUUAUGAAUAUUGGUUUGAAAUUGGCAGUAAAUCAACCUACUCGCCUAAAAAGUCAAACAUGUAUUGACAACAUCGCUCAUAACUUUACUAAGAAAUGUGUUGUUAAAGUGCGUGAACUAGAAUUAUCUGAUCGCACAGCACAAAUAUUCAAAUUUCCUGUUCAAACAAUUUUUAAUAAUAAAUACUGGCGAGUCACUAAAAGAUACUAUUGUAAGGAAAACAUAAUCCGUUUAUCGUUACCGCCACGUUACCAACGCCUGUUGUCUUGUCAUAUUAACAAUUACUCUGUGGUCAUGGAUUUACAUGAGGUUAAAGCUGUAAUAUCACUUGUUUUGGCCCUUACUUUGAAGAAAAGGAUUCGAAAAAGGCAGUGGGUUAAACAGUGGCUACUUAAGAGAGAAAGGUACACUCACUUAAAUCUACUAAAAGAAAUUCAACUAGCUGCUGAAACUGACGAUAUAAAAAACUACUUCAGGAUGGGGGAAAAAUGUUUCGAUGAGUUACUACAAAUGAUAACUCCAUAUAUAACCAAACGAGAUACCUGUAUGAGAAAAAGUAUUACACCUGAAGAAAAACUUGCAGUAACAUUACGUUAUCUUGCUACUGGCAGAAAUAUUGAAGAUCUAAAAUUUUCAGCUAUAAUAUCUCCUGCUGCUAUUAGUGAAGCAAUCAAGAUUACAUGCCGAGCUCUUAUUUAUGUACUCAGGGACUAUAUGAAAAUGCCGACACAAGCUGAAGAAUGGAAAAUAAUUUCAAAUGAUUUUGGAACAAUACACCAAUUUUGGAAUUGUUGUGGUGCAUUAGACGGGAAACAUGUUGGCAUAAAGAAACCAGCUGCAUCAGGAUCUAUGUAUUAUAAUUAUAAAGGGUUUUAUAGCAUAGUACUUAUGGCACUUGUAAGUGCAAAAAAAGAAUUUAUAAUGAUUGAUGUAGGAACUAAUGGUCGAGUAUCUGAUGGUGGUGUUUUAUUCUAUACCAAAUUUUGGGAGAUGUAUCAACAGAACACUCUCAAAUUACCAGAACCAUCGGCACUACCAAAUACAAGACAGACAUUUCCAUAUGUUUUUAUAUCUGACGAAGCAUUUGCAUUGGGUCCCAAUUUAAUGAAGCCCUACGCUCAAAAUGUAUUGAACGAAAAUAGACACAUCUUUAAUUACCGUCUUUCACGAGCACGUUCAGUAGUUGAAUGUGCUUUCGGAAUACUGAAUUCAAAGUUUGGUACUUUUCAAAAAGAUUUACCUUUUGAACCCGAUACUGCUUCAUUGAUAGUAGCAACAUGUUGCUACUUACAUAAUUAUUUAAGGAAAAAUGCAAACUCUUACAGUUUUUCAAAUGAAAAUGGUGAAAAUGGAAAUAAUAUAAAUAGAUUAGAAGACCUGCAAAGAACACACAAUCGUAACCCAAACUGUGAAGCAAAAGCUAUAAGAGAAAAUUUUUGUAGUUACUUUUGUAAUGAAGGUAGAAUAUAA
This is a messenger RNA of Parnassius mnemosyne (clouded apollo), 1938 nucleotides long. The record is from the annotation of a GenBank genome assembly. NCBI's taxonomy places the organism in Eukaryota, Metazoa, Arthropoda, Insecta, Lepidoptera, Papilionidae.